Molecule: messenger RNA, 1457 nt
Organism: Cyclopterus lumpus (lumpfish)
Lineage: Eukaryota; Metazoa; Chordata; Actinopteri; Perciformes; Cyclopteridae
Product: ubiquitin carboxyl-terminal hydrolase 47-like
Exons: 15
Coding region: 186-1457 (423 amino acids)
Biological process (GO): protein deubiquitination
Cellular component (GO): cytosol; nucleus
Molecular function (GO): cysteine-type endopeptidase activity; cysteine-type deubiquitinase activity
Source: RefSeq, a predicted model, not a curated record
AUGACGUGGUGCUGAGGCGCAGGAAGCCGCAUCCUCCAUUAAAGCGUCCUGCAGUCAUUGUGUGAAGGCAGCUGUCAAGGCGAACAGCGCCCCCUCCUGGAACAUACGUGUCAAAAGGCCUGCAGUGUGGCUGACCGUCUCACCUGUCCCUCUGCAAAAGUCAAAGAAAACACUUCACAGGAAAGAUGAGCAGCUCAAGAAAACGAUCGAAAGACACGGAUCAAAAGUCGAAGAAACCAAAAGUGACACCGACGCAGACACUUCCUUAUUAUGGUCUGCAUAAUCAAGGCGCCACGUGUUACCUCAACUGUGUCCUGCAGGUUCUCUCCAUGACAACAGAGAUCCACGACAGGUUGGAGCCCAGAUCGCAGAUCAUAGAUCAACAGCUGAAAAACAUCUUUAAAAAGCUGAAGGAAACACCGUGCCAAACAGGAAACCUCACAAAGAGUUUGGGGAUAAAGAAUGUUCUCCAACAGCGGGAUGCUGCUGAAUGCCUGGAGUUGAUUUUAAAUAAAAUCAGCCCGCAAGCGUCUGAGGUGUUCCAAGGACAGCUGACAUACACAACCAAAUGCUGCAGCGGCCACAGCAUCAACGAGGAGACAAAUCCAUUCUGGACUCUCCCACUGUCGCUGAAGGACGCCCACGAUAAAACCUUCAGCGUGGAAAGUGGCCUUGAAAAGUUUUUCCAUCCUAAAUCAUUCAAUGGAGACAACAUGGUGUACUGCAACGAGUGUGAAGAGAAAACGGAGGCAGAAAGUGGAUGUGAGAUGGUGGCAUUUCCUCAGAUUCUGACUCUACUCCUCAAGAGAUUUGACUACGUCAACAUGAAGCAUGUCAAAACUACCUGCAGCGUGGAUGUGCCACGUGCAUUACAGAGAAAGGAAAAGAGGUACGACCUGUACGGGAUGGUGAACCACACGGGCAGCCUGAGAGGAGGACACUACACAGCCAUCCUCCUGUCCAAUGAGGACCACACCUGGUACGAGUUCGACGACACUCGCGUCAACAAGGUUGAGGAGCAACCAUUUGCAGAAACUGGGACUUACAAUUCCAGUGAUGUUUAUCUGCUCGUGUACAGAGCCUCAGGGAGUCUGAGAGUCGAGGGGAAAGAACCGGAAAUGGAUCGACGGAGAGACGCAAUCAAUUUAGAAGAAAGUCGUGAGAAAAAAAAGAUGAAGAAAGAUGCAAAAUAUAAACAGGAAGUUCCACGUUUUCCCGAGUCCAGGAUCCAAGAAGAUGCGUUGGUCCUUCAACAAAUACAAAACACAAGCAACUCCAGUCGACGACAAGCGGACAGAAGCGCAGCGGAGGAGAUGAUGGAAAAAGGUUGCAAAAAUAAACCCGAUGAGAAUUCUCGGCCUCGCUACAAGAUGCAUCCUCUUUGGAUUUUACUCAUCGUUAUCGUUGUUAUGCUAGUUGUGGCACUUAUUAUUGCAUUAGCAAUAAUAUAUUACUAG